CUUUUCUGCACCCGCUUAGCCCCAGACCGUCUUAUAGCUGCACCUUCCUCGCUGCCCACGUUUGACCAUCUUACAUACAUUGUCCCCUCCAACUCCUCUCUUCCUCUCCUUCUUAAUAGUCGUUGACUGCUUCUUACAUCUCUUCUUGUUCCAACUCUUCUCACAUUGCCCCCGACCUUUUCGUUCCUUACCUCUCUGUGUCACUCUCGACCGAGCCGCACAUACUGACGUACUAUAUUCCCCCGACUCCUUUUUCCUCCAACGCACCGACGAGUUCGACUUGACCACCCGUCCUCUUCGUCUGCGUCCUUUUCCCUUACUCUCGGUUGCAUGAUACAGUCUUACCAGUCCCGUCAUCAUGGCUUCCAACGUCAACGGGGUUAAUGGCUCCCGGAAAUCCACACUCGUCAACGGCUCGCCGAGUUCCUGGCAGGCCAAACAUCCCAUUGCUUCUCAUUUUAUUGGGGGUAGCAGAUUAGAAACAGCUCCUCCGAGCAAGGUCAAGGACUUUGUUCAGGAGCAUGAUGGUCACUCUGCCAUUACAUCCGUACUGAUUGCCAACAACGGCAUUGCUGCGGUCAAAGAAAUCCGUUCAGUGCGGAAAUGGGCCUACGAGACCUUUGGCGACGAACGUGCCAUUCAGUUCACCGUCAUGGCCACUCCAGAAGAUUUGCAGGCCAACGCAGAUUAUAUCAGAAUGGCAGAUCAAUACGUUGAGGUUCCUGGUGGCACAAACAACAAUAACUAUGCCAACGUUGAGCUGAUCGUCGAUAUUGCCGAACGCAUGAACGUCCACGCCGUAUGGGCUGGCUGGGGUCAUGCCUCAGAGAAUCCCAAGCUCCCAGAAUCUCUUGCCGCCUCGCCCAAGAAAAUCAUCUUUAUCGGUCCUCCUGGCUCAGCCAUGCGUUCCCUCGGUGACAAGAUCUCUUCCACAAUCGUUGCACAGCACGCCAAAGUCCCAUGUAUUCCCUGGUCAGGUGAAGGCGUGGACUCGGUCGAAAUUGACGACAAUGGGAUCGUGACCGUAAGAGACGAUAUAUAUGACAAAGGCUGUGUCCAUUCUCCUCAAGAAGGUCUCGAAGCUGCCAAGAAGAUCGGUUUUCCCGUCAUGGUGAAGGCCUCAGAGGGUGGUGGUGGCAAAGGAAUUCGAAAAGUCGAGAACGAACAAGAGUUUGUCUCCCUGUACAAUGCCGCUGCGAGUGAAAUUCCCGGCUCUCCCAUCUUCAUCAUGAAGCUGGCUGGAAAUGCUCGACAUUUGGAAGUCCAGCUUUUGGCCGAUCAGUAUGGAAACAACAUCUCCCUCUUUGGCAGAGAUUGCUCCGUCCAGCGCAGACAUCAAAAGAUCAUCGAAGAGGCUCCCGUUACCAUUGCCAAUCCCGAGACCUUCCACAGGAUGGAGGAAGCUGCCGUCAGGCUGGGAGAGUUGGUCGGAUACGUCUCCGCCGGUACCGUCGAAUAUCUCUAUUCCCACUCCGAUGACAAAUUCUAUUUCCUCGAGCUCAACCCCCGUCUUCAGGUCGAACAUCCCACCACCGAAAUGGUGAGUGGCGUCAAUCUACCCGCCGCUCAGCUUCAGGUCGCCAUGGGUAUCCCAUUGCACAGAAUCCGUGACAUUCGUUUGUUAUACGGCGUGGAUCCUCAUCGCUCCACCGAGAUUGAUUUCCAUUUCAAGAACGAAGCCAGCUUGAAGACCCAGAGACGGCCUCAGCCCAAGGGCCACACAACUGCCUGCCGUAUUACCUCCGAAGAUCCCGGCGAGGGCUUCAAGCCUUCCAGCGGUACCAUGCACGACCUCAACUUCAGGUCUAGCUCAAACGUUUGGGGUUAUUUCUCCGUCAGUUCCGCAUCUAGCAUUCAUAGCUUCUCCGACAGUCAAUUCGGACACAUCUUUGCCUACGGAGAGAAUCGCUCGGCGUCUCGAAAACACAUGGUUGUCGCCUUGAAGGAGCUGUCCAUUCGGGGUGACUUCAGAACCACCAUCGAAUACCUCAUCAAGUUGCUGGAAACCCCCGCCUUCGAGGACAACACCAUCACCACUGGCUGGUUGGAUCAAUUGAUUACCAAUAAGUUGACUGCUGAGCGACCGGAUCGAAUGCUGGCCAUUAUUGCUGGUGCCUUGACCAAGGCUCAUAUUGCCAGUGAAGCGAGCAUUGAUGAAUAUCGCAAAGGUCUCGAGAAGGGUCAAGUGCCCUCCAAGGACGUCCUCAAGACCGUCUUUCCUAUCGACUUCAUCUACGAAGGCCAGCGAUACAAAUUCACAGCUACCAGGGCCAGUCUCGACAGUUACCACAUCUUUAUCAACGGCUCAAAAUGCCUGGUCGGCGUUCGAGCCUUGGCUGAUGGAGGCCUUCUCAUGCUCUUGGCAGGUCGAUCCCACAGUAUCUACUGGAAGGAGGAAGCUACUGCCAUCCGUGUCAGCGUUGAUAGCAAGACUUGCUUGCUCGAGCAGGAAAAUGACCCUACUCAGCUCAGAACUCCAUCUCCCGGCAAAUUGGUCAAGUUUACUGUGGACAAUGGAGCCCAUGUCAAUGCUGGUCAGGCAUUUGCCGAGGUCGAGGUCAUGAAAAUGUACAUGCCUCUUAUUGCACAGGAAGAUGGUGUCGUCCAGUUCAUCAAACAGCCAGGAGCCACCCUCGAGGCUGGUGAUAUUCUCGGUAUCCUGGCUCUGGACGACCCAUCCAGAGUCAAGACUGCCGAGACAUUCACGGGCCAUCUCCCUGAUUUGGGCCCACCGCAAAUCGUCGGAGACAAGCCACAUCAGAAGUUUGGCCUGGCUCUCAGUACCUUGCAAAAUAUCCUCAUGGGCUUUGACAAUCAAGUCAUCAUGAACUCCACCCUCAAGGAGUUGAUUACCGUACUCAGAGAUCCAGAAUUGCCAUACGGUCUUUGGCAAGUCAGAUCAUCUGCCCUCCACUCGAGAACUCCACCCAAGCUUGAUGCUCAACUGGAGCAGAUCGUCGACAGAGCCCAUUCGCGUCACGCAGAAUUCCCCGCUAAACAGCUCCAGAAGGCCAUCAACCGAUUCGCGGAAGAGAAUCUGUCCUCAGCUGAGGCUACUGCUCUCCAUGCGACUCUCGCGCCCCUGGAGGACGUCAACGCCGAAUUCGCCGAUGGAUUGAAGGUCCACGAGUUUUCCGUUUUCGUCGGUUUGCUCGAUAAAUACACCGAAGUUGAGAGAUUAUUCGCUUCUGGUAGCCACAGAGACGAGGAUGUUAUCUUGCAACUUCGAGACAAGAACAAGGAUGACAUCCUCUCCGUCGCUUACACCGUUUUGUCACAUACACGUGUUGCAUCCAAGAACAACCUAGUCAUUGCCAUUCUCGACCUUUAUCGUCCCAAUCAGCCCAAUGUUGGGAACGUCGCCAAAUACUUCCGCCCUGCCCUCCGCCGUCUCACCGAGCUCGAGUCGCGACCCACUGCCAAGGUCGCUCUCAAAGCCCGUGAGCUGCUGAUCCUGUGCGCUUUGCCAUCACUUGAAGAGCGAGCUUCGCAAAUGGAACACAUUCUCAAGUCAUCCGUGGUUGACUCCAAGUAUGGCGAGACUGGUUGGGAGCAUCGUGAGCCGGAUCUGGACAUCCUCAAAGAAGUUGUCGACUCGCGUUACACUGUCUUCGAUGUGUUGCCCCUCUUCUUUGCCCACAGCGAUCCUUGGGUUGGUCUGGCCGCUCUCGAGGUCUACAUCCGCCGCGCCUACCGUGCUUACACGGUGAAAGAGGUUGGAUAUCACAAUGACGUCGAUCCACCAUUCUAUCUCUCUUGGGACUUUGUCUUGCGCAAAGUUGGUCAAUCAGAGUUUGGCCUGCCUUUGGCCUCGUCAUUCCCCUCCGGACAGGCCACUCCAUCCCAGCAGGGUAACCCGUUCAAGAGGAUUUCUUCUGUGAGCGACUUGUCAUAUCUGAACAAGAUUCAAGGUGAUGACGAACCUUCUCGUAAAGGUGUUAUUGCUCCUUGCCAUUAUCUCGACGAAGCAGAUGACACCCUCUCGCGGGCUCUGGAGGCCUUCCCCAAGGGUGUCAAGGAAAAACGACCCAGCCAGCCUUACCUUAUGCCUACCCUCGAAAGCCAACGAAGACCUCAGAAAGCUGAGACCCCUCCUGAGGAUGAUCUGACAAACGUCUGCAAUAUCGCUAUUCGCGACAUCGAAGACCUGACCGAUGAUGAAAUCUCCUCGCGCCUCGUAGGUAUCAUCGCAGACUACAAGACAGAGCUUUUGGCAAGAAAGGUUCGUCGUGUCACAUUCAUUUGUGGCCACAAGGAAGGAACCUACCCUGGCUACUUUACUUUCCGUGGACCAUCCUUUGAGGAAGACCAGAGCAUUCGUCAUAAUGAGCCUGCCCUCGCCUUCCAGCUUGAACUCGGAAGACUUUCCAGAUUCAAAAUCAAGCCCGUGUUCACCGAAAACAGAAACAUUCAUGUCUAUGAAGCUACCGGCAAAGGCAUCGACAGUGAUAAGGUUGUUGAUAAGCGUUACUUCACAAGAGCCGUUGUUCGACCAGGGCGUCUUAAGGAUGAAAUCCCCACUGCUGAGUAUCUCAUCUCGGAAACCGACCGUCUUGUCAACGACAUCUGCGAUGCUCUUGAAAUUAUUGGCAACAACAACUCUGACUUGAAUCACAUCUUCAUCAACUUUACACCAGUGUUCAAUCUACAGCCUCGUGAUGUUGAGGAGCAGAUUGCUGGGUUCUUGGAGCGCUUCUCCAGACGCUUCUUGCGUCUUCGAGUCACUGGCGCCGAGAUCAGAAUUCUGUGCACGGACCCUGAGACUGGUUUGCCAUAUCCUCUACGUGUGAUCAUCACAAAUACCUCUGGGUACGUUGUUCAAGUCGAAAGCUAUGUCGAGAAGAAAUCUCGCAACGGCGAAUGGGUCUUUGAAAGCAUUGGCGGCACAACCAAGAUUGGAUCCAUGCACUUGCGUCCUGUUUCCACGCCGUACGCCACCAAGGAAUGGUUGCAGCCUAAGCGUUACAAGGCUCAUUUGAUGGGAACUCAAUACGUGUAUGAUUUCCCGGAGCUUUUCCGACAGGCGAUUCAAAACAGUUGGGCCAAUGCCGUCGCCAAGCACCCCUCGCUCAUUGAAUCAAGGCCAGAAAUUGGAACUUGCGUCGAGUACAAUGAACUGGUGCUCGACGAUUCCGACAACCUUGCCGAAGUCUCCCGUGAGCCCGGCACCAACAACUGUGGCAUGGUUGCAUGGUUGUUGACAGCGAAAACACCCGAGUAUCCAAGAGGUCGACGAUUCAUCAUUGUGGCCAACGACAUUACAUACCAAAUUGGCUCUUUUGGUCCUCAAGAAGAUAAUCUGUUCAACAAAGUCACCGAGCUUGCUCGCAAGCUGGGCAUUCCUCGCAUUUACCUGUCUGCCAACUCAGGUGCUCGUAUUGGUAUGGCUGAUGAGUUGAUUCCUCAUUUCUCUGUUGCCUGGAAUGAUGAGGGAAACCCCACCUCUGGUUUCAAGUAUCUUUAUCUUACUCCUGAAAAGAGGAAACAACUCAAGGAUAAAGAAGUCAUUACCGAAAAGAUCGUCGAGGAUGGCGAAGAGCGCCACAAGAUCACAACAAUCGUCGGUGCCAAAGAUGGUUUGGGUGUCGAAUGCUUGAGAGGCUCAGGAUUGAUUGCUGGUGCCACCUCCAAGGCGUAUGAGGAUAUCUUCACCAUUACCUUGGUGACUUGCCGUUCCGUUGGUAUCGGUGCAUACCUAGUCCGCCUUGGACAACGUGCCAUCCAGAUUGAAGGUCAGCCAAUCAUUCUCACCGGUGCCCCUGCACUCAACAAGGUGUUGGGCAAGGAAGUCUACACUUCCAACCUCCAACUUGGUGGCACCCAAAUCAUGUACAAGAACGGUGUUUCUCACAUGACUGCCAAUGAUGAUUUCCAGGGUGUCGAGAAGAUUGUGGACUGGCUGUCUUUCAUCCCAGACAAGAAGGGACAACCUGUUCCAGUGAGCCCGUGCAUCGAUCCUUGGGAUCGUGACAUUACGUUUUAUCCUCCUCCCCGAGCGCCUUAUGAUGUCCGUCAUCUGAUCGCCGGCAAGCAAGAUGAGGAUGGCUUCUUGUCCGGCCUUUUCGACAAGGACUCUUUCCAGGAGUCUCUUGGCGGCUGGGCCAAGACUGUGGUUGUUGGCCGCGCUCGUCUCGGCGGUAUCCCUAUGGGUGUCAUCGCCGUCGAGACUCGCACAGUGGAGAACGUUAGCCCGGCCGAUCCAGCCAACGCCGAUUCCAUCGAACAGGUUGUUCAGGAAGCGGGUGGUGUCUGGUUCCCCAACUCGGCCUUCAAGACUGCACAGGCAUUGAAGGACUUCAACUACGGUGAACAACUCCCUGUCAUGAUCCUUGCCAACUGGCGUGGCUUCUCUGGUGGUCAAAGAGACAUGUUCAACGAGGUUCUCAAGUAUGGCUCGUACAUUGUCGAUGGACUCGUCAAGUACGAGCAGCCCGUAUUUGUGUACAUUCCACCUUUUGGUGAACUCCGUGGUGGUUCCUGGGUUGUCGUCGAUCCUACCAUCAACCCUGAGCAAAUGGAAAUGUAUGCUGAUGAGGAAGCUCGCGGUGGUGUGCUCGAGCCGGAAGGUAUUGUUGGCAUCAAGUAUCGUCGCGAGAAGCAACUCGAGACCAUGGCCAGACUGGACCCAACAUAUGGUGAAUUGAAGGCUCAAUCCCUCACAAAGGGACUUACACCUGAGCAGCUCAACAGCAUCAAGCUCAAGAUGACAGAACGCGAACAGCUCCUAGGACCUAUCUACCAGCAGAUUGCUAUUCAAUUUGCUGAUCUCCACGAUCGUGCCGGCCGCAUGCAAGCCAAGGGAACCAUUCGGUCUGCACUGAAAUGGCAGAAUGCGCGUCGCUUCUUCUACUGGCGUCUGCGAAGAAGAUUGUCCGAGGAAGUCUUGCUCAAGAAGCUCAACGCUAGCCAAGCUGCCGGUGCUACAACAGUUCCCGCAACUAGUUUGGCACAAAAGGAGACCAACAUUGCAAUUCUCAAGAACUGGUCUGGUCUCCUUGAUGCCGAGUUUGACAAGGACGAUCGGAAGGUUGCGGAGUGGUAUGAAAGUCACCGCAAAGAGGUGUAUGCCAAGAUCGAUGCCCUCAAGAGUGACGCCAUCAGCAAGAAGGUCGCUGAGCUGUUGAUGAGCAACAAGGAAGGUGGUUUGAAAGGAGUACGCGAGGUGCUGAGCCUUGUGCCAACGAGUGAGAGGGACUCGUUGGUCAAGUAUCUGACCGGCGCUUGAGGUGGUCGAGGGGCAGACAAGUUUGAGCUUGAGACAAUGUACCAAAGAAUCAUGAUAGCGUGGCUUUUUGUGUCUGUUGGAUGCGCACAUGGUCGUGCGUGAGUACGGUUGGGUUUUGCAGAGUUUUUAUAUUUGGUUUUGAUAUUUAGCAUUCAAUUGACGUGCGCAUGAAUAAAAGUAGAUUAUACCCA
Messenger RNA from Exophiala mesophila, 7416 nucleotides. RefSeq lists its product as uncharacterized. The coding region runs from base 359 to 7225 and encodes 2288 amino acids. The record is from RefSeq and is a predicted model, not a curated record. Gene Ontology annotation, molecular function: acetyl-CoA carboxylase activity; ATP binding; metal ion binding. Gene Ontology annotation, biological process: fatty acid biosynthetic process. The transcript has 4 exons. Lineage: Eukaryota; Fungi; Ascomycota; Eurotiomycetes; Chaetothyriales; Herpotrichiellaceae.